ACCCUGCGUCGGGCAUUGUCGCUUAAUCGGUUUCCCGCAUUCUGCGCUACCCUUAUUGGUGGCUCGACUCUGUUGCAAUUGCCUCUCAGAACACUUGCUUGCCAGAUCGGCGGCUUGCGUGGACUUGGUGGCAGAUAUAUCAGACUGUUCGUCAACUUCAGUGCUGCACUCAUCUCGGCGUCUGCAGCCUUCAGCUUGCUCAACAGUCGGCCUCAUAAUGGCUCUGUCACCCCGGCUCAGACCACUCCUCUCAGCCAUCUGGACAUUGUCAAUCCUAGUCCGUUCGACGAGCCUCCCGAGAGCGGCUUGAGAGAAGUAGAUGAUGCCACACUCAAUGCGAAGUCGUUGUCCCGAAUGGAUCUUGCGGGCAAGACCAUGGAUUUGACGCUUUUUGCAGCUAUCCGAGCUGGUGAUGUGCUGAUCAGUCAAGCGUGCAACAGACUGCCCUCGAGCAGAGCUGGGCAAGUUGUUUCACGUAGCACACCUACUGUCUUGUUUUGCUUCUCCGCUGCCACUGUUAUGCAUGCUUGGUUCUACAGUCCUAGUCGCCUUCCUCAGACUUACAACAGAUGGAUUUCUGCAGCCGCUAAUCUUGACCACCGUCUUCUGCUCGCGUUGCGCCAUGCACGAUACGGUACAUGGAUCUAUGGCAAAGAUACGGGCAUGGCCUCUCUACUAGGCUCUAUGUGUCGUGACUACGGACUUGCCGAAGAGCUCGGCGAUCCUGCGAAGACAAUACCUAUCCCGUGCGAACUUGUUCACAUGGGAUGUGGUAGGAGUUGCGAAAAGCAUGCCUUGAUCCGAUUCUGGAGGGGGUGGGUAUUCGCAGCUCGGAUGUACGCCCCCCUGCAGUUCAUCGUCCUCGCUCGGCAUGUGAAGAGGACCGGUCGAACGGGAGAUCGACUGGUAGGGCUGAACCGGUCAGUCGUGAGCAAGGCCCUCGUGGACACUACGCGAAGCUCGGCAUUUCUUGGGGCGUUCAUUGCCUUCUUCUACUAUGGCGUGUGCCUCUCACGGACUCGCCUCGGCCCGAAACUUUUUACCCUCAAGACAGUCACACCACAGAUGUGGGAUUCAGGAUUGUGCGUGCUCGGAGGGUGUCUUCUAUGCGGAGCCAGCAUCCUAGUGGAACAGCCACGGAAACAGCUAGAGAUUUUGUUCUUCGUCUUGCCGAGAGCAGCGGCGACAUGGUUCCCGCGACGCUACCUUCCAGAGCACCAGUGGAAAGAGCAUCUAACUUUCGCAUUGAGUACCGCUGUCGUGCUCACGGCAGCCCAAGAGGACCCAAAGAGCGUACGUGGCGUUCUCGGCAACUUACUCAACGCUGUUCUCAAGACCGAUUGA
This is a messenger RNA of Paraphaeosphaeria sporulosa, 1344 nucleotides long. RefSeq lists its product as uncharacterized. The annotation marks the transcript as partial. The record is from RefSeq and is a predicted model, not a curated record. The transcript is spliced from 2 exons. NCBI's taxonomy places the organism in Eukaryota, Fungi, Ascomycota, Dothideomycetes, Pleosporales, Didymosphaeriaceae.